Melanaphis sacchari is the source of this 735-nucleotide messenger RNA. RefSeq names its product myosin-2 essential light chain-like. Gene Ontology annotation, molecular function: calcium ion binding; myosin heavy chain binding. Bases 204 to 665 code for a protein of 153 amino acids. Lineage: Eukaryota; Metazoa; Arthropoda; Insecta; Hemiptera; Aphididae. Gene Ontology annotation, cellular component: myosin II complex. The transcript is spliced from 4 exons. The record is from RefSeq and is a predicted model, not a curated record.
UAAAUGUAGUACAACUAAGGUAUUGACUACAAUCUCAUUACCUUAUUUGGAUCUAAUGUGAAACCCGUUCUAAUAACUAAAAGAAAUUUGUGUGACAAGGUUAAAAAAGAGUGAGUGUCUUUAUUUAAUACAAUAGACAUCAUAGUAAAAUACUCUAGUAUUCUAUCAAGAGUUACUUAAAAAUUAAUUCACUUUUUUUAAAAAUGUAUUCUUAUAAUUAUGAUACUGUAAAAGUGAUAACUUCAAUGGAUGAAAUGCAAGAAGCGUUUCAAUUAUUUGAUAUCCGAGGAGAUAACAAAAUACAUAUAUCACAAAUUGGUAAUGCUCUACGAGCAUUAGGUCAAAACCCAACUGAAUCUGAUGUCAAUAAAUUUACUCAACAACACAAAGCAGAUGAAAGAAUAACAUUCGAAGUAUUUCUGCCAAUUUAUCAGGCAAUUUCAAAAAAUCGAUCAUCUAAUACUGCUGAAGAUUUCAAUGAAGGAUUACGCCAUUUUGAUAAAGAUGGCAAUGGAUAUAUAUCAUCUGCAGAACUUCGGCACCUUCUUACAAGUCUAGGUGAAAAAUUGACAGAUGAUGAAGUCGAACAAUUAUUGGCUGGACAAGAAGAUUCUCAAGGAAAUGUUCUCUAUGAAGAAUUUAUUAACAUGGUUAUGUCAGGUUAAUAUAUUAUAUUAUGAAAUAAUUGGAAAAAUUUAAAUGUAUUUUUCUAUUUUACCAGUAUUUAAACAUUAA